Molecule: messenger RNA, 2463 nt
Organism: Onthophagus taurus
Lineage: Eukaryota; Metazoa; Arthropoda; Insecta; Coleoptera; Scarabaeidae
Product: LIM/homeobox protein Lhx9
Biological process (GO): neuron differentiation; regulation of transcription by RNA polymerase II
Cellular component (GO): nucleus
Molecular function (GO): DNA-binding transcription factor activity, RNA polymerase II-specific; RNA polymerase II transcription regulatory region sequence-specific DNA binding
Source: RefSeq, a predicted model, not a curated record
GGUUGUACCGCGCGGACGUAGAAACGGUUGUUAACCGACGACUGACGGUGGAACUCGCGCACCGAAAUGUGUUUUCGCGGUCGCAACUAUUUCGUUCUUCUCUGUGUAUUAACCCCAAUAACUAACAAUAAUUAAUACAAUCCAAACGAAAAUAAGUUUUCAAAUAAAUCUCGUUUGUUUCGAAAAGGUUAUAAACAAAAUCGACGCUGUGAUAAUAACAACAAAAAAAAAUUGAACAGAAUCGGAGGUGAAUCUAAAGAAAAGCAUAAGAAGUGUAUAAGAAAAAGUUUUUUUGUACUGAAAAAUUAUCGGAGACAAAAGUGAAGUUUUGUGGAUUUUUUCGGUUGUUGUUGUUUAUUUUGGUUUUGCGGAUUUAAGUUUUUGGUUUAAAUAAAUUUAUUUUUAUAAUUGUGGUGAAUUUUGGGAUUUGAGGGGGGUUGUGGUUGAUAUAGCGACUUUACCGGGUUUUUCCGAGCUGCAGAUGGGAGUGUUUGAAGAGGGGACUUCAUGCACACCCGGGAUGCAUUGGCAGCAGCACGAACAUUUCAUAGGCCCGGCUUACGAUCCGUCAAGAGAUCUUUCGCCGAACUUACCGUCCUGCGAGUCGUCAAUGGGUGACGUAGACGCGAGCAUCUCCAGCAGCAGCUCUUGCAGUACGCCGUCCAAUAACAAUAAUCAGCAGGCGCCGUGCGCUUCGGAGGUGUGCCGUCCUCAUCAACAACCCCAACACCAUCACCACCACCAUCAUCACCAUCAACAUCAGCAGUGUCGGAGAUCGCACGAUUGUUCUUCAACGGCUGCUUCUCAAGGUCAACCCGACGGUGACGACGAUUUUUGCCCGCCAAAUUUCGAACAUCAAAUCCCGAAACUUGAACCUUUACAAACGCCGCGAACUCCGCCGACUCCUCCACCGGGAGGACCUGGUGGUGGUAAUCCGGGGGACCAAGACGCGAUUUGUGCCGGUUGUGGAGCCCGCAUUACCGAUCGUUUUUAUUUGCAAGCCGUUGACAGACGGUGGCACGCUGCUUGUCUUCAGUGCUGUCAGUGUAGGAACACUUUGGAUGGUGAAAUCACGUGUUUUUCACGGGAUGGAAAUAUUUAUUGUAAAAAAGAUUAUUAUAGGUUAUUUGGUAUGAAACGUUGCGGAAGAUGUCAAGCGACGAUUCUAUCGUCAGAAUUAGUGAUGAGAGCCCGUGAAUCGGUGUUUCACGUGCACUGUUUUAGCUGUGUCGUUUGUAACGCGCCCCUUACGAAAGGGGAUCAUUUUGGCAUGCGCGACGGCGCCGUCUUGUGCCGCCUCCAUUUCGAGAUGUCGCUCGCUUCGGAACCGCACCCCGCCGCCGUCGCCGCCGCCGCCAUUUACGGCGGAGGGACGCCGAAUUCCGUUUACCCUCAAGGACCAUUCGGCAGUCCGGAUUUCCACCCUCAUCAUCACCAUCAUCACCAUCAUCAUCAUCCCCCGCUUCCACCACCGACGCCCGUUGAUGCUACCACCGUUGCUAAGGUUCCAUUUCCCUCGCCGUAUAAUGGUGCCACCCCUACGCCUAGACAGAAAGGGAGACCAAGAAAAAGAAAACCUAAGGAUCUUGAAGCUAUGACAGCUAGUUUAGAUAUCAACUCCGAUUAUUUGGAUAUGCCAUUUGGUAGGUCGCCGGGUACCCCUGGGAUGCCGGGUUCGAACCAAAGAACGAAACGGAUGCGAACCUCCUUUAAACAUCACCAAUUGAGAACGAUGAAAUCGUACUUUGCUAUCAAUCAUAAUCCGGAUGCUAAAGAUUUGAAACAAUUAUCACAAAAGACUGGUUUACCGAAAAGGGUUUUACAAGUUUGGUUUCAAAAUGCACGGGCAAAAUGGAGGAGGAUGAUGUUAAAACAAGAAGGAAAAGGUGGUGAUAAAAGUGGUGAAAGUAUGAGUGAUAUGGACAUUUAUCCAGGACCGGGUUCGAUAGGUGGAAGUAUUCAAUCGUUGAAUCCUCACAGUCCGCCGUUUUUAAUGAACCCGAAUAGUCCGUCAUCAUCGCUAGAUUGUUCGUAAAUACUUAAAAGAAAUUGUUUUUGUACUAUAAUUUUGUAUAAAUAAAAAAGUGUUAAAAAGUGAAGAUAAAAAUAAUGAAAGACAAAAAAGAGACUUUAUAUUUAUUUAAAAUGCUGUCGGUUUUAAGUCGAAAAGGGCACGUUUCCUACGUAAAAAGGUGCAAACUACGAGAAAUAACUAUUAUUGUAAAGUAAUUUUGGGUGAUGACGCGUCGACUGGUGCCCGAUGAUGAUGUGUCAUCGCCUUACACUCUCACAAAAAAAAAUAAAAUAAUAAAAAUAAAAAUAAAUUGUAAUUAAAAAAAAUGUGCACGUUGUUUUUUAGGUGGUACAAUUUUGUUCCUACAUAAGAUCUAGUUUUUUUUGUUCCAAUUUAAAAUAAAUUUAAUUUAACAAUAACUUAAUUAUUAAAAAAAAAUCGUAUUUUUU